This is a messenger RNA of Patiria miniata (bat star), 3055 nucleotides long. RefSeq lists its product as uncharacterized. Lineage: Eukaryota; Metazoa; Echinodermata; Asteroidea; Valvatida; Asterinidae. The transcript has 2 exons. The record is from RefSeq and is a predicted model, not a curated record. The coding region runs from base 398 to 2539 and encodes 713 amino acids.
UGUAUACCGUGUGUAUACACAGUGUACUGUACAUGUACAUAGUACAUGUACUGUACAUGUACAUUUCGGGUUAUUCAUCCAUUACGCACGUGUGAUAUUGCAGGCAUAUCAAAACGUACGUGCGUGUAGUGAUUUCGGAUCAGUCGUGGACAUUUACACUGAUCUCGUAGUGAUAACCAUUUGUCAUCACUCACCUCGGCAUCAGAACAUUUUGACAUUUCCAGUUCAACUACCCCGUUUUCGAUCUGCAUUGUAACCAUGUGUCCCGAGUCGAAUGUCAAAAUUCUGGCACCCACUUCUUGACACAAGAUGCGUUUCAUCCUUUCGUAAGAUUUCAAGUCGAGGAUAAAAUCGUUUCACGUGAAGUCGGUUUUUUUCCCCGUUCUAUCGCUGAACCAUGGAGCUACGUGUUCUACAGCCCAUCGGUUCGAUCUUGGUGUCUGCAGCGCUAAUGAUGCUGGUUGGAUUUAGUCAAGGUGCGAUGAAAAAUGCGGGGAAGGUUUCCUCCAAACCAAGGCAAGAGUCGGAUUUUGACCCGACUGAGAGAACCUUCCCAGAAACCCUUGCCCUUGACAGUAAAAUGUCAGCAUUUCUACGAGACAACCAUUACACCGGGGCGACCCUUGGUGUUGCCAGGGGCGACCAGGUACGCUACACUCAGGGUUACGGGCAGACAGACGAGGGAGCCCCGAUGCGACCUACGACCCUGCUACCCAUCUCCAGCCUUUCCAAGACCAUCACGGCAGUGGCCGUCUUGAAAAUGGUUGAGGCGGGAGACUUGGAACUGACCGAUCAAGUCUUCGGUUCCGACGGCAUUCUGUCAUCCUUCCGACCAUCAGACAAGAUGGGUAUGGAUCCCCGUCUCCUAGAUAUUACAGUGGAGCACUUACUGCACCACACGGCUGGCUGGAGCCAGUCUACACCUCGGCUCUACGAUCCCAUGAUGAACUCUGUCUAUCUGUCCAGGGGUCACGAUGUCAUCGAUAUCGCCAAGGAGAUGAGAUUGGAGCAUGACCUUUCACCUGAUGAUGUCAUCACCUACAUGAUGAUGCAACCUCUGGAUAACCCCCCUGGUAUACAGUAUCAAUACUCAAACUUUGGGUACUGUGUUCUUGGACGUGUCAUUGAGCACAUAAGCGGUAAAAGCUAUGCCUCGUUCAUCAGAUCACAGAUACUGGAACCGCUAGGAAUGUGGCAUACACGUAUCAGCCCCAAAAGCUCUUCGCAGAGCAGACAUAACAAUCACAUUCCUGUUUUGCAUUUCUUUGAGGGUGGCAUCCCCUUGUCUGACGUGAGGCCGGAUGUCACCGCCAAGUCGUACAAACUACUUGACUCAACCCUUGGCUGGUGGUCGACCGUGUAUGACUUGAUGCGAUUUGUUACCGGUCUCACCUCAGGGAUGCUACUCAACCCCAAGACUCUGGAGCUCUUGACAAAGCAUCCCGAAGCACCUGUGUCUGAGCAUCGAGACACCUGGCAUGGCCUGGGUGUCCAAGCUAACGAGGAUGCGACCUGGUGGCAGAUCGGGGAUCCCCACGACGACGAGAUCAUCCUCUUUCACCAACAAUCUCUGACGCCGCCCAAAUCCAGGCAGUCCAGAUUUAGGAAGCCCCCAGCUGAAUCCUGGAGCUGGCUGGUCAUCCUGAGCGACAACAACCGCAAGAAUCUCCGACAGACAUUUACUCAGAUCCUGUCUUCUGUCACUCAGUGGCCCGCGGACAACCUCUUGAUUGAAGACUGCAGUGAGAACCCCAUCAGAGGGAGUCAAAAACACUCAACUCUCAUGAACUCUCACGUCGGCGAGGGACAUUUCCCACUCUUCCUCAAUGCAGUGUCCAGACUCUCCUUCUACCCAGUCUGGAUCAGCGCCUACAACAUCAAUCAGAAAACCUACCUAGCCACUAUAUUGAAAAGAGACACCGAAAACUCUUAUCAAGUCUCAAACAGUGUGACAAAAUCUGAGUUAAUCAAUCUAAGAACAGAUAAUUUACUAGACAGCAUGUACCUGAAUUUUGUGACAAGCUACAACAGUCACAACUCCGAUGGUGGUAUCCGCUACUCGGCUAUCUUCAGUCAAACUCCAUCUAGAAAUACAAAGUUUGGGAUUGGCGAAAGUUUGGAUGACUUCAGUGCCUCACUUGAUGAAGUGGCAGGAAAACACAUGCCAACAACCCAGAGCGUGGCCUCUUUAGACGGCGUCGGACACUUCACGUACUCUCUGAGUGAUCACAAAGUGUACAGUUGGAAGUCAUUUCCAAAUCUGACUCUUGAUCAGUUGGAGCUGCAGAUCAGGAUGAAUGCCAAGACGGAUCAAGUUCUCUCGUAUCUUGACUCCUACACUCAUCAUGGGGAUGUUUUGUUCUCUGCUGUCUUUGGCCCAGCUAGAGCUGGAAAAUGGCAAGUGCAGACCGAGGUCCGGCAGAAUGAACUAUCGGACCAGAUCGCCACGCUUCAAGGUUUGCAUUUUCGACCGAGACUAGUUGUGGGAUAUGAGUGUAAGGGUCACCCAUGUUUUGUAAUAAUGUGGAAAAAACACUGAAAUAAACUUGUUGAUCCAUUAUUUUCAGGUGCUGAAUUGUUACCUUAAAGGAAAAAAACGUUUAUGCUCCACUAUGAUUUUUGUUUUUUAAUACAACAGAAAUUAUGUUCAUGAAACCAUUUUGCUUUUUUGAGAAUCAAACAAAAUUGAAGACAAGACAAGAAAUAUGACAAAAGAAGGAUUUGAACCUGGGAUAACUCAGGAUUUACAGAGGGACAUGCUACUCUACAGGUUAUGUUGGUAGCCCCUGAUAACAUAAAAUUAGCAUUUCCUAAAUUUGAAACUUACACAAUGUACAUGUACUUGUUCAAGAGAUCGUGGACAGAAAAUGAAAACGUCUGACUGGACUAAGACCAAGCUUAGUUAAAAAUGUUUUAAAACAUAUUUUUUUUAGACAUCUUUUUAAAAUUGCCAUAAUUUAUGUAGAUAGUUACAAAUAUUUAUUAAAUAGUGGUGACCGUGUAACAAACCAUUCUUACUGUUUGUAUAUAUUGCAAAGAUUUCGGUUGAAUACCC